Messenger RNA from Stylophora pistillata, 1979 nucleotides. Its product is annotated as DNA-directed RNA polymerase II subunit RPB11-a. The record is from RefSeq and is a predicted model, not a curated record. Gene Ontology annotation, biological process: transcription by RNA polymerase II. Lineage: Eukaryota; Metazoa; Cnidaria; Anthozoa; Scleractinia; Pocilloporidae. Gene Ontology annotation, molecular function: protein dimerization activity; DNA binding. Gene Ontology annotation, cellular component: RNA polymerase II, core complex.
AAUUGCAACAACAAGAAAAACAUUUAGAAACGAAAGAAAGAGAAAGAAUCGAAGAAGAAGAAGAAGGAAAAGGAACAAUUUGCGCUCAGAAGCUCUGCAAUGUGUAUAUGGAGAGCGCGUUCUUCAAAAUUGGCGGGAAUAGCCUAUGUGAUGCAUUCUGGGACUGUUUUGACCUAGGGGAUCCUGGAUCUAGUAUGUCUACAGGAGAGAAAUGGAGGGAAUUACAUGAUAUACUAAGAGUUCUAAAAGAGAGAGAACACGCUCUAGCAGAGGAAACGGUUCUUUUAUUCGUUAAAUAUUUUGGUGCAGAAUUACUGCUUGAUUCCCUUAAAAUGAAUGCUCCAGAAUCAUUUGAACCAUUUCUAUUGCUUGAUGGAGAUAAAAAGAUAACUAUUACCAAAGAUACCAAAGUUCCAAAUGCUGCCCACUUUGUCGUAAAUAAAGAAGAUCACACAUUAGGAAACCUUCUCCGCGCGCAACUGCUACGAGACCCACAGGUAAUAUUUGCUGGUUAUAAAGUUCCUCAUCCCCUUGAGCACAAGUUUGUUCUUCGAGUGCAAACUACACCUGACUACAGUCCUCAAGAAGCAUUCACAAAUGCUAUCACAGAUCUUAUCAGUGAAGUGUCUCUUUUAGAGGAAAGGUUCAAGGCAUCAGUCAAAGAUAAACAAGAGGGGAUAGAAUGAAUUGAAAGUUCUUGAAAUGAAAGUUGGAUUACAUUUUCAAAAAGGGAUGUAUUUGCAUCUGUACCAAUGGUGUCUCUAGAGGCCCUUGUAUGUCAUUUUUUUUUUGUAGGGAAUUUGUUUAUAGUGACUUCGAUGAUUGCUACUGACAAAGAACUUCUAAGAGAUCUAUUCCAUUACUCCAGAUAUUUUCCUUGAUCUUGUUAGUUUUUUUUUCUUGAGUAAUGAUUAAAACAUUUAGUUGAUGUUUAUUGAUACCAGUAGGUUAUUUGUUUUGAGAAAUUUUCUUGAUAAUUGGUAUUUUAAGUUUUUUCUUAGCUUAAAAAAGUUCACGAAAAAUAUUCCAAACUCAGUGUAGCAAAAUAUAGAACAACACUUUUCCUUAGAAUCUACAGGGUUCGUACACUUUUUCAGGCCAAAGAUUCAAGGACUUUUCAAGGACAUUCCAGGACCCUACUUAGAAACUCAAGGACUUUUUGUAAUGACAAUUUUACCUCAAAACCAAGAAAAAUGUUUCUGUUGACAUCUAUAUUUUGGGUUUACCAAUGGUGCAAAACAAAAGAAGAUACUUUUCGAUGUUGUUCAAUAAAAAAUCAAGGACUUUCAAGGACCCAAAACGAAAUUCAAGUACUUUCAAGGCCUUCAAAUGGGCCUCCUGAAAUUCAAGGGUUUUCAAGAAGCCUACGAAACCUGAAUCUACAGCAGGAAAAAAAAAUGACUUGCAGAAGCUAACUUUAGGUCAUGUAAAGAUGUUGUGGUUAACAGUUAUCUCACAAUCUUUGAACCCUCUACAAGAGCAAAGGCUAACUUAUUUUUCACUACUGUAGCAUAGUAAAUCAAUUACCUCACUCCACCCUCACCUUUCUUCCAUUUAAAGGAUCUCUCAUUACUCAAAGGAGAAUUUCUGUUGGCAGUCAUUUCUCUAAAUCAAUUUUACCCUUAUUCAUGACGAACAACAGCCAUGCAUUGAGGCAAAAGGCAUUUAAUUUCAACAGUUAAAUCAAUACUUUCCUUUCUUAAAUAUUCUAAGUAAUACAUCCACUGGUCAGAUAUUAGCUACAAGUGACUAUCCAUUAGAUACAAAUUGUGGCUCUUUUAGAUGUGACUGGUCCACAUCAUCUCCUAAACAUUACUGAUAUUUGAAGUCAAUUACUUCACAACAUUUUCAGCAAUUAAAAUACUAGUUAAAUAGUAAUUAAAGACUUUUAAAUGAUUGAAGUUUCCUCCUAUGUUUAUUACUAAUUUUGUAGAUCAUUAUGUAUUUAAUUUAGCCAUUAAAAACACAACUAUCUAUCA